UCCGACUCUCUCUCUAUCAAUCUCUCUCUCUCUCUAGAUCUCUGAAAUUCUGAGAAAGCAAACCCUAUUUUCCUCUCUAUAUACCAGCACAUCCCUUACGAUCCUUUUCCUUUCGAUUCUGAUUUUGAUCAUUUAGACCAAUUCUCAACUGAUUGGAUUGAUCCGUGAAUGUGAAGAUCGCAACUCGUAAUGUCGGUCGUUCUUGAAAAUUUGUCAUCGUUGCAGAAUUAAUGGAUGAUCGACAUGCCUCAAUUGCGUAGCGGAGUCCGGAGAGGGAGACCCACAAGGCAGCAGCAACAACAGAAGCAACAACAAGUUGUCGCGGCUGAACCGAGGGGAAAAGCGGAAGACAAGACGAGGGCGAGACCCGUAAGGACUAGCCAGAGACGGAAAGCACAGGUGAAGGCGAAGGAGGGUGGUGAAGACGACGAUAAAAGGGUUGUGAAGCUUGAAACUGGUGGUGUCCUACCAAUUGAAGUUCGUGAACAAGAAGAAGAUAGGAAAUUUGUGGGUGUUGAGGUUGUAGGAACAAAGGAAGGGGUUGGUGAGAGAGAUAUGGGCGAUCAUAACAGCGGUGGACGUAACGGUGAUAAGGGAUUGGCUACUGAAGAUGAAGGAAGCACAGCUCCUCUACCUGAUAAGGUCCAGGUCGGUAAUUCCCCUACAUAUCGAGUUGAAAGAAAACUGGGUAAAGGAGGUUUUGGACAAGUUUAUUCUGGUCGUCGAAUUAUUCCAAUUCCAAAUCCAAAUGAAAAAAAUCAAGGGCCUUUAGAGGUAGCUUUGAAACUUGAGCAUAGAACUAGCAAAGGGUGUAAUUAUGGGCCGCCCUAUGAGUGGCAAGUUUACAGUGCUCUUGGUGGGAGUCAUGGUGUGCCCAGGGUCCAUUUCAAGGGAAGACAAGGGGACUACUAUAUUAUGGUUAUGGAUAUACUAGGACCUAGCUUAUGGGAUGUGUGGAAUAACAACGGCCACACGAUGUCAACUGAAAUGGUUGCAUGUAUUGCCAUUGAGGCAAUCUCCAUCCUAGAAAAGAUGCAUUCCCGAGGGUUUGUGCACGGGGAUGUAAAACCUGAGAACUUUUUGCUUGGUCUACCUGGGACCUCUGAUGAAAAGAAGCUAUUUCUAGUUGACUUGGGGUUAGCCACCAGAUGGCGAGAUAGUUCAACUGGAUCACAUGUCGAAUAUGAUCAAAGGCCGGAUGUUUUUAGGGGAACAGUAAGAUAUGCAAGUGCACAUGCACAUCUUGGAAGAACCGAGAGUAGAAGGGAUGAUCUAGAAUCACUUGCUUACACACUUAUAUUUCUUCUUAGAGGCAGGUUGCCUUGGCAAGGAUACCAGGGUGACAACAAAGGUUUCCUUGUUUGCAAGAAGAAGAUGGGAAUUUCUCCCGAGACCUUAUGUUGCUUCUCCCCUGCUCCUUUUAAACAGUUUGUUGAGUAUGUAGUUAAUCUGAAGUUCGACGAGGAGCCUAACUAUGCAAAAUAUAUAUCCCUUUUUGAUGGAAUAGUUGGACCUAAUCCUGAUAUCAGACCUAUCAACACAGAUGGAGCUCAAAAGCUUAUUUAUCAGGUUGGUCAUAAAAGGGGGCGGCUAACCAUCGAGGAAGAUGACGAUGAACAGCCUAAGAAGAAGGUUAGAAUGGGAAUGCCAGCGAAUCAAUGGAUUAGUGUGUACAAUGGUAGGCGACCUAUGAAGCAAAGAUAUCACUAUAACGUGGCUGACAUGAGAAUCGCACAGCACAUAGAUAAAGGAAAUGAAGAUGGGUUAUAUGUAAGCUGUGUCGCUUCUAGUUCAAACCUUUGGGCAUUGAUAAUGGAUGCUGGAACUGGCUUCACGGACCAAGUCUACGAGCUUUCCCCAAAUUUUCUUCACAAGGAAUGGAUUAUGGACCAAUGGGAGAAGAAUUUUUAUAUUACUGCAGUAGCAGGUGCCAACAAUGGAAGUUCUUUAGUUGUAAUGUCUAAAGGUACACAAUAUUUGCAGCAGUCUUACAAAGUAAGUGAAUCAUUUCCAUUUAAAUGGAUAAAUAAGAAAUGGAGGGAAGGGUUCUAUGUAUCCUCCAUGGCCACUGCCGGAAGUAGAUGGGCGAUUGUUAUGUCGCGUGGUGCUGGAUUCGCUGAUCAGGUUGUGGAACUUGAUUUUCUUUACCCGAGUGAAGGAGUUCACAAAAGGUGGGAUGCAGGUUAUCGCAUAACAUCAACUGCAGCAACUUUGGAUCAAACUGCUCUUGUACUUAGUGUGCCAAAAAGAAAACCAACUGAUGAAACUCAAGAGACUCUAAGGACUUCAGCUUUCCCCAGCACGCAUGUCAAGGAGAAAUGGGCGAAGAAUCUGUACAUUGCAUCGGUUUGUUAUGGACGAACUGUUUGUUGAAUGAUCUUGAGAUGGUUUGCCUGCCCCAUGACUGAACCGAAUCGGAAACUGUUUUUGAUGAUGCGGAGGAUAAGGGAGGAGGAUUACUCGAAUAAUAAUAUAUAGUUCUCGAUUGAACGAAUGCAGAUGAUCUCUAAAUAGAUAAGAAUUUGUAUGUAAGCUAGCUAUUUGACAACAGAGAAAGUUGUAUAGUCAGAAGAGAUUCAUCAAAACAAUACAAUAAUAUUUUGACUUUUAACUGCUCAAA
Messenger RNA from Impatiens glandulifera, 2620 nucleotides. RefSeq names its product casein kinase 1-like protein HD16. The coding region runs from base 235 to 2373 and encodes 712 amino acids. Gene Ontology annotation, cellular component: nucleus; cytoplasm. Gene Ontology annotation, biological process: endocytosis; signal transduction; peptidyl-serine phosphorylation. The transcript is spliced from 16 exons. Gene Ontology annotation, molecular function: protein serine/threonine kinase activity; ATP binding. NCBI's taxonomy places the organism in Eukaryota, Viridiplantae, Streptophyta, Magnoliopsida, Ericales, Balsaminaceae. The record is from RefSeq and is a predicted model, not a curated record.